AGGGAACUAAUAGAUGUUAUGCGAAAGUAUUGUUUUUUUUAAUGGGAUUUAUUUCAUGGAACAAUGAGAGAGGUACCAACGUAAAAAACUAAAAUGAUACCUUUUUUUUCUUCAAUCAGAUAUCAUUUCAGUUUCUUUUCCGAAUAAUACAAUUUUUGGGUUUAUAAUGGGCCUGCAUACAUUCAUCACUAAUUCGCUAUCGAAUUUUUUUUUCUUUGGAAACAAACAUGUGAAUCUUCUUCUUAAUAUCUCAGGCAGAGAUCGUAUAGAUCCUACUUUUAAGCAAUCCAUAGCAGCCUUACAAGUAAAGCACUAUUCUCACCAACAUAUUAAAAGGACAUCAGUUUUCAGUUUUAAUCAACUACAACUAAGUUUCUGAAUCCGCAAUUAGAGAUAUUUGGCGCGUAAAUGUUUCCAAGGAUCUUUUGUUAACGGUCACAUAAAACCAUACAAUUAAGAACUUUUUGUAACCUUAUUUGGACCACCAACUAUGGUAACUGAGGCCCACAAGGAACUCCAUCAAGACAAAUGUCAAUGUCAAAACGACAUUAAUUUAUAACCCCAUUUGCGAAUCUAGUGAGAAAGAAAUAUCGGCAGAAGGAGAGAAUUGUGAAGCCAUGGACCACAAAGACUAUAGCCGACAAAAUGAGCAGAGGAGACUCUUAUUGUCUAAAGAAGAAGAGAGGAUCCGCGAUGAGCUUGAAAUGGAAAUCGAAAGAAAUUUGGAAGGGGAAUUCAAGGACGGGAUCUACAAUCUCGCACUCAAGUUGCGCCGACUGUAUGAACAAAGACGGGAAAGAGAAGAGUUGUUCGAUGUUUCAAUGAGAAAGAGCAAGAGAGUAUUGGAGGUGAACAUAAGUAUAAAGAUGGAAGGAGAUACCAAGAUUGAGAUCACAGAGAGGAAGAAGGAGGUAGACAACGAAAAGACGAAAAAGGCAGAGAAUUCGGAUAAGAGAAAGAAGUUUAUACCAGCUGGCGAAGAUAAAACAGGAAAGGAAAAGAUGAAGAAUCAAACCAGGGCUCAUGAACUCAGAUGGAAAUGGUAAAGAGAUUGAUUAGCCUGUAUAUGUGCCUAUUUGCUGGUAUCUACCUAUGUUUGAACCUUUUUUUCCUGCAAAUCCUAUUUAAACACAAUGAAAUAAGAGUUAUGCUUGCUUAUCA
Messenger RNA from Arabidopsis lyrata subsp. lyrata, 1161 nucleotides. RefSeq lists its product as uncharacterized. The transcript is spliced from 2 exons. The coding region runs from base 618 to 1046 and encodes 142 amino acids. The record is from RefSeq and is a predicted model, not a curated record. NCBI's taxonomy places the organism in Eukaryota, Viridiplantae, Streptophyta, Magnoliopsida, Brassicales, Brassicaceae.